AUGUCGAAGAAUCCAGAUGUGUUUAUCUUCAAGGGGGCGGCCGAAUGCAGGUUGGUUUGCCAUGGUUUGCCGCUCGCUGAUUGGUUUUACUCGUCGCUGGCAUUGAACAAAGUCUUUGAGAUACGUGACCGAUUCGGAAUGGUCAACGGAAGAUUCUCCAGAUCUGGGGUCUUAUCAGAUGAGGGCCGGACUCCAAGAGGAGGUGAUGGUGAUGACCUUCGCACACCUCGACCGGGUCGGAAAGCGAAGGUCAACAAGUCCGCAAAGAAAGGUGCAAAGGGCAAGGUCCGCGUGGCCGUGGGCGAUGGAAAGGGGGGCUCGGAGCAACUGGAGCAGAAGGAAUCUGCGGAAAAGGGCCCGCUUCCAUUCCACAUCAUCAGUUGGAGUUCCCAGAAGCAGGGCCAGCGAUGCGCCGCGCAGAACUUGGAGCAGCAACCGGAAGACCAGGUGCGACAAGUUGCCGAGCUCGAGGGCUGCGGGAGCCCUAUGAGUGUAGGACCUCGGUGGGAGACCGACGGUCCACCGGAGCAUUGCCUCUUCUUGGAUCUUGGUGCCGAAGCCGAGAUUUCUCGGGUGAAGUUGCGCUGUUCGGGCACCCUCUAUGAUCCAAAGAGCGUCACGGUCAUGCGCGCCGUCAUUGGUGUCCUUGAAGUGGUUAAAGAGCAUCGCAUGGCGGAAGAGGAACACUUCCCGAGCACCUGCAUACCACAGCAGGUAAGUCAGGAGUUGGGGGGAAUGAACCAAGCAUUGUUUAAUUUUCCAGAUGUUAUCUACAAGUUUUUCUUGUUGUUCAAUAUCGGAUGA
Molecule: messenger RNA, 804 nt
Organism: Symbiodinium natans
Lineage: Eukaryota; Dinophyceae; Suessiales; Symbiodiniaceae
Source: the annotation of a GenBank genome assembly